AUGUUUCUUCUUCUCUUUUUCUUUCUUUCUUCUUCUCUUUUUCUCUUUUUCUUUCUUUCUUCUUCUUCUUCUUCUUCUUCUUCUUUUCUCUCUCUUCUUCUUCUUUCUUUUUUUUCUUUUUUUUUCCCACUGCUUCAGCCACCUUUUAUCAGGCCAACACCAAUCAGCGUUCUUCGCUUUUAUUCUCGAAUUUUUCUUUUUUCCUUUCAUUCUUUUUUUCACUCACAAACACUCCCUAUUUCUCUCUCUGUGUCUAUUUCUCUCUCUCUCUCUCUCUCUCUCUCUCUCUCUCUCUCUAUCUCUCUCUCUCUCACGUACUCGCUCCAGCCAAAUAUACUUUGCUGUUUCACAUUUUCUAUUUUAAUUUUAUUUAUUUACUCUCCUCUUUCUUUCUCUCACUCGCACUCUCUCUCUCUCACUCAAUCUCUUUCACUCACUCUUUCUCAACUUUGCUCCUGUCAUGUUUAUUUGUGUAAUUUUAUUAUUUUUCCCAUUCUUUCCUUCUUCCUUUCUUUCCUUCUUCCUUUCUUUCCUUCUUCUUCUUUCUUUCUUUCUUUCCUUCUUUUUUCUUUCUUCCUUUGCUUCUCCCUUUUUUCUUUCUUUCCUUCUUUCUUUCCUUCUCUCCUUCUUUCUUUCCUUCUCUCCUUCUUUCUUUCCUUCUUUCCUUCUGCCUUUCUUUCUUUCCUUCUCUCCUUCUUUCUUUUUGUCCUUCUUUCCUUUCUUUCCUUCUUCCUUUCUUUCCUUCUUUCUUUCUUUUUCCCUCUUUCUUUCCUUCUUUCUUUCUUUCCUUCUUCCUUCUUCAUUUCUUUCUUUCCUUCUGCCUUCCUUCCUUUCCUUCUUUCUUCCUUUCCUUCUUUCUUCCUUUCCUUCUUCCUUUCUUUCCUUCUUCCUUUCCUUCUUUCCUUUCUUUCUUUCUUUCUUUCCUUCCUUCCUUCUUUCCUUCUUCCUUUCUUUCCUUCUUCCUUUUUUCUUUCCUUUUUUCCUUCAUUUCUUUCUUUCCUUCAUCCUUUCUUCCUUUCUUUCUUUCCUUCUUUCUCUCCUUUCUUUUCUUUCAAAAUCUCUCACUCUCUCUCACACUCACUGUCUAUCUCAUUCUCUCUCUCUCUCUCACACAGACACACACACACAUUCUCUCUCAAAUUUGCUCCUGUCAUGUUUAUUUUUGUAAUUUUAUUAUUUUUAUUUUUAUUUUUCAUUCUUUCUUUUUCUUUCUGUCUUUCUCUCUCUCUCUCUCCCUCUCUCUCACUCACUCUUUUCUACUUAUUCUUUCCUCUUUCUCACUAG
This is a messenger RNA of Acanthosepion pharaonis, 1284 nucleotides long. Lineage: Eukaryota; Metazoa; Mollusca; Cephalopoda; Sepiida; Sepiidae. The record is from the annotation of a GenBank genome assembly.